This is a messenger RNA of Nerophis ophidion (straightnose pipefish), 2791 nucleotides long. RefSeq names its product solute carrier family 16 member 4 (gene slc16a4). The coding region runs from base 716 to 2431 and encodes 571 amino acids. The transcript has 9 exons. Gene Ontology annotation, biological process: monocarboxylic acid transport; transmembrane transport. Gene Ontology annotation, molecular function: monocarboxylic acid transmembrane transporter activity. Lineage: Eukaryota; Metazoa; Chordata; Actinopteri; Syngnathiformes; Syngnathidae. The record is from RefSeq and is a predicted model, not a curated record.
UUGCAUGUACUGCAGAGGUCUUUAAAAAUUCCAGUGCUAUUGUGUGACACAUCACACAACCGUUCGAGAAAGACCGAAUGACAUUUAAACCCCUCACCGAGGCAGCAGUGCCUCAUGUGAAUGUAGUUCUGUGUAAAAAGAGAAGAGUUUCACAAUGGUGGGGCGGGUUUUACGGCACUGUGAAGCAACCUUGCUGAAAAGUGUUUUGCUGAAGGGCGAGGAAAGGCUGAUGAAAGGCAGAUGUGAGGAACAAGCUGGCUGGGCUACAUGGCAAUGGGUGGGACUCUCGACUGCAAAACAACCCCAAAUACGCUAAGCCGGAUGCAAAUAGUCCACGUGGGACUGUAACACUUUUAUUGGGAUGGAGAUGGGGGUGACGCCAGAUAGUCUGUCGAAUAGGCCUGGGGUUCAUUUCUGUGGUUUAGCGCUGGUUCUCUGCUUUGUCCCAUUUUAAAGAGCCGCCUGUGCACUGUCAGCCAUAACGCAUGACGACGCUCUGCAAACGCUCGACUUCAAUUCAACAGAAAUAUACGAAUGCUUAGCUUAUAGCUUUCGGAGUCUCAGCCAGGGGGUGAUUUGUCAGAAUAAUCCAUCUACCGCGGCUGCUGUGUGUCUCUCGAUUCUGUCUGUGACCACGCCGCAGACUUCCUCCAGCUGUGGACAGUUCAUCACUUGCGAAAGACGUCCGACGGCUGUUCCAUGUGGCAGUAGAUGAAUGGCAUCCACGCAGGGCGAUAUGUCCACUAAGAAGGACAAAGAAAAUCAGAUCCAGUAUGAAGACCCACCGGAUGGCGGCUGGGGCUGGCUGGUGGUGUUGCAUUGUUUCCUGGUUAAUGUCUUGGUGAUGGGGACACUCAAGACCUUUGGGAUCUUCUUUGUGGCAUUCCAAGAUGACUUUGGCGGUUCGGCAGAGAGCAUCAGCUGGAUCGGUUCCAUAAUGUCGAGUUUGCGUCUAUCUGGAGCACCCAUUGCCUCUGUGGCUUGUGCCAAGGUAGGAACCAGGGUGACCGCCAUUACUGGGGCAGUGCUGGUUAGUGGAGGCUUUCUCAUGAGUAUUUUCGCCAACAGCGUGGUUUUCCUCUACAUCAGCAUGGGAGUGAUAGUAGGAAUGGGUUUCGCACUACUCUACCAGUCCUUCUCAGUGGUCACGGCGCUGUACUUCCGAAAGAAGUUGGCAACAGCGUAUUCAAUCGGGCGCUCUGGGAUGGGAUUGACCUUUGCCCUCGCGCCAUUCACUCAGCUGCUUUUGGACCUAUAUGCUUGGCAAGGGGCGAUGCUGAUUCUCGGCGGGCUCAUGCUUAACCUGGUGGCCACCGCGUUGCUGCUGCGGCCCAUAAAUGUGAAACCCGCCGCUGUAUCAAACUCCUCUUCCACCAGCCGAAAGAGCCCAUCUCUUUCCCUCAAGAGCUCGUCAGAAGAGGACUUCGCCAAGAGCUGUCUGAAUGGCUCCUCGCAUUUAUCCAAUGGCUUAUUCAAAUCAGACUCCCUCACAUCCCCACCAUCUCCUCCUCACAAGGAUGUCGAGGACCUAGAGGGGCAGUGUGUUAACGGAGCAAACGGACAGGUAGAGAACCCAGAGCUGAACAGACUUGUUCUCAAUGGACACGAGGCCCAUCAAGACUUGGGUUUUUGUAAAACUGCAGAAGGCUCCACAGACCUCAAUGGCACCAUGAGCGGGUCUUCAACAGUUGGACAUACUUCCAUUCAUGCCAGCACUCCAACCGAGAAGACCAUCACCAAAGCCAAAGUCCUCGAUUUUUCCUUGCUCAAGGACCCGUUCUUUUGCAUCUAUACAUGGUCUUUGGUCUUCAGCCAGCUGGCCUACUUCAUCCCCUAUUUCCACCUGUCUGCCCGAGCCAGAACCCUUGGUAUCGACCCCAUGGAUGCAUCUUUUAUCAUCUCUGUGGCAGGAAUCACAGAGACCAUCGCCCAGCUGGCCUCAGGCUGGGUUACGGACAAGAACCUGUUCCACAAAUACCACUUCCACAAGGCCUACCUGAUCCUCUGCGGCUUGGUCAACCUGCUGUCCCCGCUGGCGACAUCCUACAUCCUGCUCAUGGUGUACGCGAUCUUCUUUGCUAUCUUCUGUGGGGGCUACAUGGCUCUACUGCUGCCUGUUCUGGUGGAUCUGGUCGGGGCGGAUAAACUCAACAACUCCAUGGGAUUUUCCAUGUUCUUUGUCGGUUUGGGUUGUCUCACAGGUCCUCCUUUGGCAGGCUUUUUGUAUGACUACACGCAGACUUAUGAUUGUUCCUUCUACCUGGCGGGGCUCUGCUACCUGCUCUCCUCCGUCUCCCUCUUCAUGGAGCCGCUGGCCCAGCGCUGGAGCUGGAGGGCAAAGAAGAAACUGGCCAUGGCCAACACCGCACAAAACAGCUGUAAGACCAACGGCUGCUUCACCCCUGACCGCCUGCAGAAUGGCGUCAUUUAGAGGGGCGCCACAUCCGGCCUUAGGCCUCCGAUCCUGAACCAGCAUGCUCGCGACACACCAUGGCUCCCAUGUGACUUUUUGAGUCAGGAACUUAAGUGACCCUUCAAUCCUGCAGGCAAGCCCGAGCGAAGGAAAAAGAUUAUCGUUACCAAUGACGCGCUAGUGAGAAGAAAAAGCCAAAAUUAUAGUGGUAAAGUAUAUAUAUGUGUGUGUGCGUGCAUGUCCAUGUGUGUGAGAAUGAAUAUAUAUGUAUAUAUAUACAUAUAUGUAUGUAUAUGUGUGUGUGUGUGUGUGUGUGUAUAUAUAUACAGCCCUUUGAGACACUAGUGAUUUAGGGCUAUAUAAGUAAACAUUGAUUGA